UUGCAGUGUUAGAAAUCGUUUGCUCGACGGUAGAUUUUGGUUUCCUGGGGAGACAAACAAUGUCAUAAAUGAAGACUGUGGUGAACUGAACUUUAAAGAUUCAACAUCCAUCUGGAAUGGCCUUCCCUGUGAUAUCAAAAUAGCUCCAGCUCACAUUUACAUCAGAACUGAGUCUGCAGAGAGAAGAUGGAGGAGCACAGGGUUCAUGCCAGAAGGAACAGGAGAAACUCUGGAAGUGUCUCUGAUUCACAGACUGCCACCGAACCAGGGAAAUGGAUUCUCCUGGUCUGCAUCAGCUUUGGUCUUCUGUGCAUCAUACAAGCUUCUCUCAAUGUUUAUUUACAUCUUUACCUUCCUCCAGACAUCGACAUGAGCCCAUGUGACAAUGUAACUGCUGAGAGGGACACACUUGAGAAACUCACUGAAAGCAGGACCCAUGAGAUAACUGAAGAAAGAGACAAGCUGAAGCUAAAGCUGCAGGUCAUAGAUAACUACACAUCUGAAGGUUGGAUGUAUUUCCAAGGCAGUUUGUACCUGGGCUCCACCACAGAGCAGAGUUGGCAGGAGAGCCGGAAAUACUGUCAGGAGAGAGGAGCAGAUCUCAUCAUCAUCAGCAGUGACCAAGAGCAGACAUUUGUAAGUACAUUUCGUGGGCACCGAUGGAUUGGACUGACUGCAACCCAGUCCAAACCUAGACAGUGGAGAUGGGUGGACGGAUCUCAGCUCAACACAAGAUUUUGGGCCAGUGGAGAGCCAAAUAACAAACACAAUGUUGAGUUCUGUGUUGAAACCAACUUCAGAGGCAUCGGGAACACCUGGAAUGACCUGAGUUGUUCGGAAAAGCGUCUGUGUAUCUGCCAAAAGAGGCCGACAUUUUAAGGCUCAUAUCAAUAUUUACUUAUACAUCAAAUGACUUAUCCACAUUGUGUGUCUGUGUUUCAUCACAGUGGUAGUAGUAGUAG
Boleophthalmus pectinirostris (great blue-spotted mudskipper) is the source of this 962-nucleotide messenger RNA. Its product is annotated as CD209 antigen-like protein D. Lineage: Eukaryota; Metazoa; Chordata; Actinopteri; Gobiiformes; Gobiidae. The transcript is spliced from 9 exons. Bases 187 to 879 code for a protein of 230 amino acids. The record is from RefSeq and is a predicted model, not a curated record.